Penicillium arizonense is the source of this 2058-nucleotide messenger RNA. RefSeq names its product ankyrin repeat domain-containing protein. The transcript has a single exon. Bases 1 to 2058 code for a protein of 685 amino acids. The record is from RefSeq and is a predicted model, not a curated record. Gene Ontology annotation, molecular function: protein binding. Lineage: Eukaryota; Fungi; Ascomycota; Eurotiomycetes; Eurotiales; Aspergillaceae.
AUGGAUCUUUAUGAAGCUGCGAGGCAAGGCAGUAUUGAUGGUAUAGAGUCUGCGGUCGAGAAAGGGUGCGAUGUCAAUGCCCUCGACGAAUACGGGAAUUCCCCUCUCUGGUUCGCCGUACAGAGCGGCCAUUUAGAUGCAUGCAGGAUUCUGAUUGCCCGAGGAGCUCGCGUGGAAAGGCAGAGUCCCAGCAUUCUGGAGCUCGCAGUCCAAGGAGAGCAUGCAGAGAUUGUGGAACUGCUGUGGCCAUACUGCAAAGUGGAAAGACAACAUCGCAGCUUAGAGACCGCUAUCUCACUGGGGUUUCAUGGAAUCGCAGAUUUCUUGGUCGGAACUCGAGUAUUCGAGUAUCAGAAAUCCCAAGCCAGGGAUAUAGAACUGCUCAUAAGAGACGGAUUCUCAAGACGAGAAAUCACAGCUUUUCAGCAAUGGGAGAGAUUUAUCUUUGUUCGGCGCUCGGAGAAGCUCAAUUUGCAUCGUAUUUUUUUUGACUAUGCCCUCCUUCUCGCAACGAAGGCCGAUCGCAACGCGGGGCUUCGACUGGUGAAUUUAUUGCUUGAGGGAGAGAAACCUUUGGCCGACGCAAAUUGCAUGAUCAACAUUAAUAAGGAAAUUGAGACACCUUUGACGAAUGCGGCUGAGAAAGGCAACUUGGAAAUACUGGCUACUUUGAUUGAGCGCCCUAAUACAAGGUUGACGAUCUGUGGCAAAUAUAACUGGCCUGCUUUUCUCCAUCUGCUGGCGAAUUCCGAGCCCAUCGCCUCUGAAAAGGGCCGGGCCAUAGCCGGGAAGUUGUCCACAGAGAGUCUGCCCGAUUCAUUUCUCAUUGAUCACAAGGGAUCUCGUCUGGAAACUGUAUUUAAAAAUGUCCUUCGGCUGGGUGACGAUGCUCUUAUCAAGCAGGUGAUCGACUUUGUUCACGGCGCUGCAGGAAUUUGCAUUCUGCCGUUGUUAGUCAGAGCGAAUGAGACCAAAGGUCUGAGAUGGAUUUUGAAUAGAGACAUCGCGCACGCAUCCAAACCGCCACCAAUACUUUGGGUGCUGCUUUGCAACUUUUUCAAAUGUGAUCCAAACUCUAAGGCUUUGACAACUUUUAUUCGAGUGGCGGAAUUCCUGAUAGAAAAGGCGAUUUGGGACAGGAUGGUACUGAUGUGCCUCAAUUCUCGCAACUUUGGCUUUGUCAAGCAAUUCUUCUACCCUCUCAACGAGAUCCCGCCCAGGGAAGUGGCGGAAGAAACAUUGGCGGCAUUUUCUCAGGCGUCAACAGAUCCAUCCCUCGUAAGGGAGUGGGCUGAAAAAGGCUUUGCUAAUGCAGCACUCUGGAGCGUCAUUCAAUCCGGGAUAUGGAAGAGCCCAGCAUUUGAAAGCCUCCUUUCAUGCUCUAAUAUUGACCUUGACGAGCCAUUUCCACGUCGAAAGAGCUCAGACACAGCAGAAGAUAAUAUACCUUUACCUCCUUUGUCGGGCAAUUCAACGGGUGAAAAACGAAAAUUCCCUUUCAGAUCACCUACAGGAAUUUCCCUAAAAUCGCCUCUCGACCCCGGUAUGCCGCAGAGUCAUGCCCUCCAAGACUACCAAAUGCAACUCAUGUUACUGGAGCAACAGAACAAGAGGCGGUUAAUGAUGGCCCGAAAUGAGCAAAUGGAAAUGACAGCGGGAAAAGGCAUUCUGGCUUGGACAGGGGGGAAAAGCCCUCUGGCUUGGGCCGCGGCAAAUGGUAAUGUUGAGCUUGUGGAGGCUCUUCUGCGCAGUUCGCGCGUCAAUGUCAACUCACAGGAUGCCCAGAAACGAACCCCUCUCAUGCACGCUAUUGCCGUCAAUGAUUGGCAGACUGUGGAAGAAUUGUUGAAAAUUGGAGAUAUUGAUCUCAAUUUGCGGGAUAGUGAAGGUAGAACCGCUGUUUUUCACGCCGCACAAGGGGGGGAAUUGCAUAUCAUACAAUUGCUCACCCAGACCCAAAAGGUGGACUUUUCCAUUCGUGAUUGCAACGGCGAAAGUGUCCAGGAGAUUGCGGAAAAUAAGGGAAAACAAGAUGUCGUGGCUGCACUUGCGACUUGA